CCAGUGCGGCAGUGUUCUGAGUUUCGGCUCGCUUGUGAAAGGAUCUGCGCGGAUCCAGCAUUUAUUAGUUCAAAGUACAUGUUGUGUUGUGUAGACACUGACUCUAGACAGUAGGGUUUAGGUUGCCAGUGGUACAGUAUGUCGGUGCCCGUAGCUUCUACGCGUUUCAGCGAUAACUACGAUCUGAAAGAAGAAUUGGGGAAGGGUGCUUUCUCUGUAGUACGAAGAUGUGUUCAGAAAUCAACAGGUUUAGAGUUUGCAGCGAAAAUAAUAAACACCAAAAAAUUAUCAGCAAGAGAUUUUCAAAAAUUGGAACGAGAAGCAAGAAUUUGCAGAAAGUUACAACAUCCAAAUAUAGUGAGAUUACAUGACAGUAUACAAGAAGAAAAUUUCCAUUAUUUGGUAUUCGAUCUAGUCACAGGUGGAGAAUUAUUCGAAGAUAUUGUCGCAAGGGAGUUUUAUUCCGAAGCAGAUGCAUCACACUGUAUUCAACAAAUAUUGGAAUCUGUUAAUCACUGUCAUCAAAAUGGCGUAGUACAUAGGGAUCUUAAGCCUGAAAAUCUCCUCCUAGCAAGUAAAGCCAAAGGAGCAGCCGUCAAAUUGGCUGACUUCGGAUUAGCAAUAGAAGUGCAAGGAGAACAACAGGCUUGGUUCGGUUUCGCGGGUACUCCUGGAUAUCUCUCUCCGGAAGUGUUGAAAAAGGAACCGUACGGAAAGCCCGUGGACAUCUGGGCCUGCGGAGUCAUCCUCUACAUCCUUCUAGUCGGUUAUCCGCCAUUCUGGGAUGAGGAUCAGCAUCGACUCUACGCGCAGAUCAAAGCAGGAGCAUAUGACUACCCGAGUCCGGAAUGGGACACUGUCACGCCGGAAGCCAAAAACCUCAUCAACCAAAUGUUAACAGUAAACGCAGCCAAGAGGAUAACUGCCUCAGAAGCCCUCAAACACCCAUGGAUCUGCCAACGCGAACGUGUGGCAUCAGUGGUUCACAGACAAGAGACUGUCGACUGCCUCAAGAAAUUCAAUGCUAGGCGUAAACUCAAAGGCGCUAUACUCACCACUAUGUUGGCGACAAGGAAUUUCUCAAGCAGAAGUAUAGUUGUGAAGAAAGGCGAUGGGUCCCAAGUAAAGGAAUCAACAGAUAGUUCCACAACUAUAGAAGACGAUGAUGUCAAAGAGGAAAAGAAAGGCGCAGUCGAUCGCAGUUCUACGGUAAUAGCCAAAGAGCCGGAAGGCUCUGGUACACCACCCCAAUCGCCAAGAGUAGCACCAUCAACUUCAAGCUCCCCCUCAAGUUCUGUAACAACCUCAGUGAUGAGACCAAAUGCGCUUAACUUAGGACAAGCUAUGCUUCAAAGUAUUCAAGCUCGAAGACAGGAGAUCAUUAAAAUCACCGAACAACUUAUUGAAGCAAUCAACUCGGGUGACUUUGUAGCUUAUACAAAAAUUUGUGAUCCUCAUCUCACAGCAUUCGAGCCUGAAGCCAUGGGGAAUUUAGUGGAAGGCAUGGAUUUCCAUAAAUUUUAUUUCGAUAACGUUCUCAGUAAGAACUGUAAGGCAGUCAACACCACCAUUUUAAACCCACAUGUUCAUCUUUUGGGAGAAGAUGCAGCAUGUAUAGCCUAUGUCAGGCUCACUCAGUACUUAGACAAACAAGGCCAGGCCCACACCCAUCAAUCAGAGGAGAGUCGAGUUUGGCACAAAAAAGACAACAAAUGGCAAAACGUGCAUUUUCACAGGAGUGGUAGCACCGGCGGAAGUGCAUUUGGAUUCAGUAAAUAGUUCACUUGAAACUUUCUCUGCUUCUUGUGUGAAAAGUGACAGUUUGAUCAAGACCGCGGAAAAAAAUUAACGAAGAUUGUUUUAGAUUGAUUGAUUGAAUCUAUUCACAUAUAAACACUUCGCAUUUUCCUGGUCAACUUUUCAUCUAAUUUUCACCGUUCAAUAAUGAAUUGUAAAUUUACGAAUUACCUCUUCAUAUUCGCUUACAUGAUUUAUUUAUAAAAUCCCCUAUCUUGAUGUAAUAAAUGAAAUAACGAGAUUUCGCCGGGUUUUUUCAGACAAAUAUACUGAAAAACUGCUUGAGAAAAUCGCAUAAGGCAACUUGUUUUUAUAUGCAGGUGGAUCUACCAAAACUUCCGAAAAAUCACAACAUAUCCAUGAUCCUCUUAAAGAGAAUCCAAUGAAUUGAUUCACACUCAAGAAGGAAAAUGUACUUUUUUUUCCUGUUGCCCACUAUGCAUUUUCGAGAUAAUAAAGAACUUUUCAAUUUUAAAGAUCUUCCUCUAGAUUUCAAAGCGGAGAAACUAAACUGAAGGAAGAGAUUUAUUUACUCCUCUGUAAUAUAAAGUAUCCUCAAAAACAUUGUUUUGUUCAUAUAUCGAAAGGUAGUGAUUUCAGUAGAAGAUCAUCAGUUGUGCAAAAAUACACUUGUUUUUGUUCUGAAAGGGCUAGAACAUUUGAGAUAAACUUUAGAAAUUGAAGUUCUAUUUAUUACAUAUUAUGUACUAUAUAUAUUAUAUUACCCUGGAACUACCAAAGAAAUGCUCGUCGUAAAUAGGGAAUAAGUUAUUUUCAAAAUUGAAAAUUUUUAGUGAAUGUCAUCAAAGAAAUUCGAUAGCGAUGGGAAUAUAUGCGACCAAGUGAAAGAAUAAACAUACCUAUACUAUCUACUCUUCGACCGUAGAAACAAAUAUAGGGGCAUUUCUGACAGAUAAUUUUUAUAGAAUAAUCGAAUUUUUAUUCUAGAAUAUCUUAUUCCGAAUUUUAAAUUGAGUGAGUUUUUCCUCAAUUAACAAAUACGUACCUGUAGGUAUAUGCAGGAGGCACUUGUGAAUUGGUGUGAAUAUUCCUUUCUGCUUCCAAGAUAUUGUGCCAACAUGAAGUUGUUGCUGGAAUUCACUAUGACGAUUAUUUCAUUAAAUAAAAUAACUCAAAGUUAGUUAAGUUAAGAACAGAAGAAUCGAUUUCAAAAAGUUUCAUUACUUCACAAGUGCCCGUAUACCUAUACAAUCUACAAAACUGAAUAAGUAUGCCGAUUACAAUUGGGUACUCUUUAAUAUAAUAAUAAUAAUAAUAUUAUAAUACUUUGAAAUAAAAUAUCCCCUUCUAUAUAAUAUGUCAGAUUCAGUGUACUAUACAUGAAAGCUUGAGGCAAGUUCAGUUACUCAAGGUUUAUUCUGAAUUUGGGGCCUUCCAACUGCCUUCAAUCCUAGAGGUACUGUAGCUCCAUCAUCUCAUAAUAUAGGUUUCACUGUAGGGUGAUUUUUUACGCAAGUUUUGACCUUUAAAGCAGGAAUAUUCUCUUAGAAUGAUUAAUCGGAUUGAAACAAAUUCAAACUGAUACGUUUCAAUCGGUAAACUUCAGCUUAAUUAUCAUCAUAAAAACUCAAGUUGAAGCUUGGAGAUAAUUCCCAUAAAAUAUAAACAGAUAAGUGAUUAGAUUUUCUGUUCUUGAGAAUUAAUAAGGAAGUACAAAUUGUUCAAAAUCAGACUUUUAGGGAAAAUGAAGAGAUAAAGCAGCUUUGUUUAAAUUUGGAAGAUUUAUUCAAACUUUCACAGUUUCACCACAUGUUAGAUAGAAAUAAAAUGUGGAUUUAGAUAUUCAAUUUCAUUCAUUAUGAAUAUAGGAAUGUAUAAAGUUAUUGGAAGUUUGAGAAUAUUGUAUUUCUACAUUGAUUCGGAUAUAGUUUAUACUCGAAAUUGUUCUUGUGUGGUUGAUGACAACAUAUAGAUGUAAUUAUAUUAAUUAACUCGGAAAAACUUUGUUCUUCAGAUAAUGAAUUUGCCUAAUUAAUAUGAUGGCUUCUCUGAUAUAAAUUCUUCAUUGCUGAAUUGAACUUGAAAUUCAUUCACUGUCGAAUAUUCAAUUGAAUAAUAUAAGAAAUAUAUUUAAUGUUCAACUUUUUGCAUUUAACGAAUUUCAGAGUUUCUGCUUUCAAGUGAUAUUUGGUGAAUAUAGGUAUUCAACGACAAAAGUAACGAAUGAAUUUGAAACAUCUGCAAAAAGGGACUCAUAAGUAUUUAAUACCUACAUAAAACAUAACUACCUACCUAAUAAUAGAUAGCCGAUAGAUUCGUCGUUGAAUUUUUUCAAUUGAACCACGAAUUCUACAAAUUUUAUAUGGGGAAUCCUUUCUACCUAUACCAUUUCUCAAUGUGCAAUAUUGUAUUCCUUAAGCAUAUGUAAUUUUCAAAUGAAUCAUUUGGAAUGAUGCACAAUUGAUUCUUAUGAUUAUUGAAAUUCUGCAGAGUUUCAAUAUUGCGCAAGGACAUCCAAAAAUUGAAUCUCAACAAUUGAUUGAGGAUUCGCUACUUUUAACUUUCAGAAAAUUCCACUCAUCGUCUGUUCAAACAAUAUUGACUCUCUGUAGAAGGCCUCUCUAUUAAUAAUUAAGUGGAGUGCGUUUUUCCAUUAAUACAUAAAUUGUGAAAAGUGAGAGUGAAUAAUAUUAUAUCACAAGUGAAUCAGAAUUACAUGUUUUUUUGAAGAA
Messenger RNA from Coccinella septempunctata (seven-spotted ladybird), 4490 nucleotides. It is a transcript of the gene CaMKII, whose product is annotated as calcium/calmodulin-dependent protein kinase type II alpha chain. Gene Ontology annotation, cellular component: neuron projection; cytoplasm. NCBI's taxonomy places the organism in Eukaryota, Metazoa, Arthropoda, Insecta, Coleoptera, Coccinellidae. The transcript has 16 exons. Gene Ontology annotation, molecular function: calcium/calmodulin-dependent protein kinase activity; ATP binding; calmodulin binding. The record is from RefSeq and is a predicted model, not a curated record. The coding region runs from base 139 to 1779 and encodes 546 amino acids. Gene Ontology annotation, biological process: protein phosphorylation.